Penicillium samsonianum is the source of this 675-nucleotide messenger RNA. RefSeq lists its product as uncharacterized. Bases 1 to 675 code for a protein of 224 amino acids. NCBI's taxonomy places the organism in Eukaryota, Fungi, Ascomycota, Eurotiomycetes, Eurotiales, Aspergillaceae. The record is from RefSeq and is a predicted model, not a curated record. The transcript has a single exon.
AUGCUCACUAGAACCACAUCUGUCCAUCAAACACCGAACGCCGGUGACAGGUCAGCCCAUAUCAACGAAAUGGACAUGAUGACCAUCCUUGAGCUUGAAGUGCAAAACAUAAAGAUGGCACGCGACUCCGAAGAGCAGAAGCAAAACAUGAACCGCUUGCUCCUCAAGGAACCCAAAUGGACAGAAUCUGCAAUUAAUCCGCAGUGCAUGAUUAAUGACAUUGGGUCACCACCUGCAUGUGACUCUACGUCGUCAUGGCAUGACGAGACACUUAAAAAGUCUCAGGAACAAAAUGCACAGCUGAGAGGUGAGAUGAAGGAACAGGAGAAGACUAUCCUCAGCCUCACAAAAAAGCACAAAGCAGCCGAGGGCCAAUUUGAACAAAACAUAACAAAGAUUUUCUACAAGCUCGAGGAACAGAAGAAGAAGAUGGCCGACCUCGUGUUCCAAAAAGCAAUGCUGGUUCGUGAUCUCGAGGAACAAACCAGAAUAUCGUCUGCGCUAGAAAAGCGAGAUACGAAGAUAAAGGAAGUCUUUGGUAACAUUGCGAGUACAAUGUUCUUGGAGCUCGAGUACCAAGAAGAACUGAUCAGCGAGAUGGCACCAGAUGAUGGGGAGUGUUUCCAGCCAAGCCACAAUACCCUAAAGCAUCUGGUUGAAAUAAUUGAACAAUGA